Messenger RNA from Astrephomene gubernaculifera, 2093 nucleotides. NCBI's taxonomy places the organism in Eukaryota, Viridiplantae, Chlorophyta, Chlorophyceae, Chlamydomonadales, Astrephomenaceae. The record is from the annotation of a GenBank genome assembly.
GCUAGGGCUUGGGGAUGAGGAGCGGCGGGCGCUGCGUGCGACGUGUGUGCAGUGGCGGGAGUCGGUGCUGUUCGCAACGGGACGUGGGGUGGAGGCGCGCAAGGAGGCUGGUGGUGAUGGUAAGGUCGUGGUGGGCGGUAUGGACAGGUGCUCUCAGCUGUUGCUUCUCCUGGACAAGGAGUGAUGGCCUUGACAUGUGGGGGUGCCAGGAGUGCCGGCUGCUCAUGAAUGGUAGUGAAGGGGACUAACUUAUAGGAGGCACACCGGAGUCUAGAGGUUUACGUACAUGACAGGGAACGCGGCUAGGAGCGCGCGCUGCUUAUCAACAUGUAACGCUGCAACAUGCCUUUGUCAUCAUUGCCGUGCAAGCCGCGAGCGAUCUUCCAAGUAAGGCCCUUUUGAACAAUUACAAAUGUGUAAUCAAUGUUACGAAGCGGUGCGAUUUCAGGGACAUGGUUGGGACCGAGACUGACAGGUCUUCCUAGCUAGGUUUCUGGCUGCAGCGCCAUAAAACAGAUAUUAAAGGUCAGUUAAGGCGCUUCAGUAGUUAAUUUCAAUAUCAAUCUUCCAACUGCUUUCUGCCCUUGGGCGCGCUCUCUCGCUCAUACGCGGGUGCGAGAUGGGCGGGAAGUACUAUGCGGUGCGCGUUGGUCGGAGGCCAGGCAUCUACGAGGAUUGGGGUCAAGUGAAGCCGCUUGUCGAAGGCUAUCCGGGCGCACAGCAUAAGUCUUUCAAGAGCCGCGAUGAGGCAAUGCGCUACCUAUCGAACGGUCCUUCUGCAGCCGCUGGAUCAAAGCGUCGCAGGGAUGACUAUGAUGAUGAUAGCGACGACGACCGGUAUCACCGGCCACCACCGCCCGCGUACCGCCAAUCUAACCCCUACCGGCCACCAGCCCCCCAGCCGCAUCCCUACCCUAGCCGCCAGCCCGUCAUAAUGUCUCUUACCGUCCCCAGCUCCCGUGACAACUAUGACGGCGGCUACCGCAGCAGCGGUGGGGGCGGCAGCAGCAGCUUCCCAUUCCACCGGAGCAGCAGCGCUCCUGGGGGCCUGGAGAGGCGCGGCAGUAGCGGCGUGUACGACCCCGUUGUGGAGGGGCCGCUGCAGCCGGUUCGGAGCAACACGCUGUACCAGUUGGAGUUUGACGGCGCCUCACGGGGCAACCCGGGCAAGGCCGGGUGCGGUGCGGUGCUGCGGCGACUGGACACCGGGGAUGUGGUGUGCCGGCUGCGCAAGUACAUGGGCUCCAACUCCACCAACAACGAGGCCGAGUACACGGCGCUGCUGGAGGGACUCAAGAUGGCUCGGCGGCUGGGUGUUACUCGGCUGCAGGCGCAGGGCGACAGCAAGCUGGUGGUGCAGCAGGUGCAGGGCAGGUGGGCCAUCAACAAGGACCACCUGCGGGCGCUGUGCGACCAGGUGAAGCAGGAGACGCGGCACUUCCAGGACUUCAACAUACGGCAUGUGCUGAGACACCUGAACGGCGAUGCGGACAAGCUGAGCAACGACGCAAUCGACCUGGCGUACCGGUAGCAGGAGCCGGGAGAGCUGCGCAAGAUACUCGUGCCAACACUGCGCUGGGCUCUACUGGGGGAAGGGUGUUUUACUGGUAAUGUUUUUUUCAUUCUGUUAGCCGUGCCAUCCAGCCGCUAGCGCACGAUGUUCGUAACCAUGCAGGAUGAGACAUGAGAGCUGGGCGAUCACAGUAGUGAGGGAGCAUUUUAUGUAGAGCUAGGCUUUGUAGCAGCAGGAAUGUAAGAAAAGGUGGCCACUUACAAGUUAGAGUAGGUUAGGUAUGGUGUGGUUGGGGCCCUCGCUGCAGUACCUUCGUGAGAAGACGAUUGCAAUGGGUGCGCAUUUGUUCAGAGUAUGCGUGCUUGGUUUGAGCCACACGAUGCUGAAAGAGCAGGUACAGGAAAUCCAGGUUGUGUAGAUUGUGUAGGUUCCUUAUGCGUUUGUGCUAAGGAGCAUGUUGUGUUAGGAAAUGCAUGCUGGUCAUCCUCAACGAAGGGGUGGCUAGGAUCAUUGGUCGAUGGAGACGCCGCGGGAGGGGGGGCGGCAACUUGGGUUCUGGGUUAGCACCAGACGAGGCCUG